ACUACGUGAUAAUUGUUUUGAUUUUUAUUUUCGGUUUUAAUUAAUUCUAAUGUACUUUACUUUAAUGAAAUCACUAAAAAAUCAUUAUUAUUAGUUUAGAAACGUUUAUCUAAAAUAUUUUACGUGAUAUAGUGAUUUUACGUGUCGAAAAGUGACAAAAUGUAUAAGAGUUCUUUUUGCGGAGUUAUUGAUGAAUUGCCAGGGAUUUAUGUGGAUAAUUUUGAGAAUGCCGGUGAGGUCAGGGCUAGGGCUUACUUCCUGAGCCAUUGCCACUCAGAUCACACCCGGGGGCUCUUUUCUCAAGAGUUGGUGAAUACUCUAGAAGUCACUGGAGCAUGUUUGUACAUGUCCGAAGCAUCUGCAGCGAUUAUUGAAGAUGAAAUGGUCGAUGAAAGAAUUAUGAGGUACAUAAGGCCUCUGAGAAUGGAAUCAACAUUAGUAACAUUAUCAAGUGAUACAAACCAAAAUGUUGAAGAACAAAUUAUAACGGUCACAUUAAUCCCUGCCGGACACUGCUUCGGAUCUGUUAUGUUCUUAUUUCGAACAAAUACAAAAACCGUACUCUAUACAGGAGACUUCAGGUUAUCCGUCAACGAUAUAUCGAAGUUUGGAUAUUUAAACAAAGAUAACGAACCAAUACUAAUAGAUGCUAUGUACGUAGACACAACGUUUAUUGAUUAUUCUUAUGAAAACUUUCCGAAGAGAACUGAGAGCGUGGAAUAUGUUGUUGAAGAAAUAAAGAAAUGGCUAAGAGAUGAUAACAAUGGGGUUGCACUACAUAUGUCAGCGAAGAUUGGAUAUGAGUUUGUGUUCAACGAGAUAUAUAAAAAAUUGGAUAUGAAAAUAUAUGUUAACAAGUACAGAUGGAGGUUUUACAGCAAAAUCCAGCAUCUUGUUCCAAGCCUGACGAACAACGAAAAAUCUACUAAAAUACAUAGUUGUAUGAAUUGGAGCGAAAAAACAGACCAUACAAAAUGUCUGACUAAUAUUAGCUCUAAUAUCAAUUUUCUUUACAUACAUUUCUCGGCAAGAAAAUGGGAUAAUUACGAAAUUGACCAACCAACUAUAAAUAUGUCGUCAUCAAAUCGCAUAGAUGUCUGUUUUGCCACACAUUGUAGUAGGACUGAAUUAGUUCAUUUCGUAAGGCAUUUCUCACCUAAAAAAGUUGUUGGAUUCCCUAACCCGUUCCCAGAAAAGUUGUUAAACAAUUCAAGUAAAGCAUCUAACACACCAUUGAAAAGAAAAGUUGUUCAAAAAGAAAUAAAAAGCCCGGAAAUUAAAGUCAAUAAGAAAGUUCAUUCAGCUUUAUUGAAGGUGAUGUUUGAUUAAAAUUAUGAUAGAACGCGUGAGUUACAACGUAUAGUGUUCGUAUCACGGCUUUGUUCUUUUUUAUUUUUUAUUUAGAAUUCGACUUUUGAGUUCUUGAAUCACGGAAUAGCAGAAAGAGGUUGAAAAGGCCCUAACGCACAUUUCAUUCAUUCAUUUCACUCUUUUUUACUAAGUAGUACUACUCCUGCAAACAGAUAACUACGAUAGCUCUACUGCUUCUCAAAUUCCAUAGCCACUUAACCGGCAAUGUUUAUUUUAUGUGAUAGCCUGCAAUUUUAUCAUUAAUUUUCGUUUGAUAAAUAUUAUAGCCGAUCAUACUUUGGCGGCGUGAGUGUGCUGCCGCCAAAGGAUGUUUUCGGGGUACCGAACUGAGCAUAAUACCCCGCUAGCCACAAGUUAGUAGUGUGACUUGGGAUCGACGAUCCAACAGUGUUGUGUUGGAAGUUGUAUAUAUGCGUCUUGCUGAGUAAACUUCGGUAUCGCGUUUCACGACCGCUAGAAGACUGCAUUAUUGAAUGUGGCGCCAUCUGUUGCAUGUGAGCGGAACUAGGUGGCCAACUAGUUGGGUUAUUUUAGGCUAGUUAUUUUUAGCUUUCUAUAAGGAGGGAUCUCCUUGCAUCAUAGUCGAUAUUUGUUUGUGUUAUGGCUUGGUUAUGGCGACUGAAUUAGGGUAGUUUCCAUAGGUAGUUUCCAACUAGUCAAAUCAGUUACUUUUUUACGAAACGUCAAAACACGAAAUUACUAUGGAAUUUGUAUGAAAAAGCAACCUGUGCUGUCACAGAAAAACGUGAAUGUCGCGGUUAUUACAUUUUUUAAUUAUUUAAAUUCAU
Molecule: messenger RNA, 2159 nt
Organism: Pectinophora gossypiella (pink bollworm)
Lineage: Eukaryota; Metazoa; Arthropoda; Insecta; Lepidoptera; Gelechiidae
Product: protein artemis-like
Exons: 3
Coding region: 160-1329 (389 amino acids)
Biological process (GO): interstrand cross-link repair; double-strand break repair via nonhomologous end joining; protection from non-homologous end joining at telomere
Molecular function (GO): damaged DNA binding; 5'-3' DNA exonuclease activity
Source: RefSeq, a predicted model, not a curated record